This is a messenger RNA of Homarus americanus (American lobster), 411 nucleotides long. RefSeq lists its product as uncharacterized. Bases 1 to 411 code for a protein of 136 amino acids. The transcript has a single exon. The record is from RefSeq and is a predicted model, not a curated record. Lineage: Eukaryota; Metazoa; Arthropoda; Malacostraca; Decapoda; Nephropidae.
AUGGGAGGCGAGGCAGUGAGUAUGGGAGGCGAGGCAGUGAGUAUGGCAGGCGAGGCAGAGAGUAUGGCAGGCGAGGCAGAGAGUAUGGCAGGCGAGGCAGAGAGAGAGUAUGGCAGGCGAGGCAGUGAGCAUGAGGCAAGGCAGAGAGUAUGGCAGGCGAGGCAGAGUAUGUAUGGCAGGCGAGGCAGAGAGUAUGGCAGGCGAGAGGCAGAGAGUAUAUGGCAGGCAGGCGAGGCAGAGAGUAUGGCAGGCGAGGCAGAGAGUAUGGCAGGCGAGGCAGAGAGUAUGGCAGGCGAGGCAGUGAGUAUGGGAGGCGAGGCAGAGAGUAUGACAGGCGAGGCAGAGAGUAUGGCAGGCGAGGCAGUGAGUAUGGCAGGCGAGGCAGUGAGACAAGAGCUAAGGCCAUCGUAA